AUGGCGGGCAUGCGCAUGAUGAGAGACGGUCGUGAGGACGCCAUUAUUGUGAUCAUGAUGGAAGAAACCCCGGUGACGGAAAUGCCAAAGUCGUUACUGAAUCUGUGGAAACACAUUACUUUUCUCAUGUGGGAAAAUGAGCAAACGGAAGAAGAGAUUUUCUGGGAUCGACUCCUAGAAGUACUGACCAGAACUGAUGGCCGCCACGUGGACCUAUCUCAUUGUAAAUUGCAGACGGUACCAAGCAACAUUUCGGCAGUAUCAGAGAGUUUAGACCUAAGUUGGAAUCUCUUGAGAACCAUAACCAAUGAUGCCUUCAUCAACCUGAGCUCUCUGACGGCCUUGGAUCUGUCUGGUAACCGACUACAAAACCUACAACCAUGGGCUUUCAGAGGAUUGUCAAAGCUCUUGUCCCUCAAUCUGAACCAAAACAAUCUUCAGCUAACCUACGAAGCCUAUCCUCCUAAUGUCUUUCGACCACUUCAGCGGUUAGAGACGCUAAAGAUAAUCUACAAUGCUAACACGGGCAGAAAAGAUCUACCAAAGGGAUAUCCAGAUCAACUGUUCAGUAGCCUUGGAUCUGUGACAUUGCUUGCCAUUGAUGGUAUUGAUGGGUUACCUUUUGGACAAGGGAUUUUGACCAUGUCCCAGCUUUCGUCAUUACAGGUGAACUUAAGGGAGCAAGAUACACCGAAUGAAACGUUUGCUGUUUUCGGAAACUUAUCAGUUAUGUCCUUACAAGUUGAGUGUGCAAAGCUUGAAAUAGGCAGUUUGAAACAUUUCCCUCACAUGAAAAUUUUAAGGAUCAAAACUGAUGGAUUAAAUCAUGCAUUAUCUGCACUUGCCGACGUUCGCUACAGGAACUUUACAUUUCUUUCCUUGUCUUACUGUAAUGUCGAUAUAAACAGCGGUCUGAAUCCAGAUAAUUUAAUCAUCACACGAAAUAAGUUUGCUCACUUGGCAACCUUAUGUGUUCAAGACCUAGAUCUUAGUAACAAUUUUAUUAUCCGCUUGGAUAUAAAUGCCAUGUUUGAAAUUAAGUACCCAGAAUGUUACGAAAGGAUGAACCUUGGAGAAAAUUAUUUAGUUAUAGCGACUCAAGAACUCUUAUAUUUAGGUUUCCUGAGAUUAACAAACCUCAAUUAUCUAAACAUCAGCCCUGGGAAAAGGUAUUUUGUGCCAAUCAGUAAGCCAUUGUCCCCUGCAAAAAAACAUGCCCUGCUCAGCUCCGCAGAUACAUUGCAUCUAACAAUUCCCUUCCCACCUUCACUCCAAACUUGGAAUGCUAGCUAUGUUGGUAGUGGUGAUCACUUUAGAAUUAAUGUUACAUUUAAAAACGCAGACAAACUUCGAAAUGUCGAUUUCGCAUUCACCCAACCCGUGGGGUGCUUUAUGUUGAUCUCAGGGAUGCAGAAUGUUGAGGUGUUAAAUAUUUCUGGUAUAGACUGCUCUCUGCUAAAGCCAACAUUUUUUGACUCUUUUUUGGGCUUACGUGUCCUUGUUGCACAAAGCUGUAGGCUGAGGGAAGGCUUUGAGCGUGAUGCAUAUGGCGUUGCCUUCCGCUCUAUUAAAAACCUAAAAUCACUUGACCUAUCGAGCAACGAUUUAACAACGCUGCACAAAGAUUUGUUUAAGCCACUUCUCAGCCUCGAAGUCUUGAUCCUCAGAAACAACAAGUUAACCGUAAUCCCCUUAGCUCUCUUCAACAUUAAGUCUCUGCGAUAUUUGGAUUUAACAGUCAAUGUUCUUUCAUCAUUUUCCGAAGAGGAAAGGCAGUGGGUCACUUCUACAACUUCUUUGGAAGGACAAAAGUCGGUGAUCUUGUCUCUUAGUAAUAACUCCUUCCUCUGUAUUUGUAACACGCUGCUGUUUGUCCACUGGGUUCUAGCAAAUUCUAACAAUAUCCUCGAUCAUGAAAGCCUGUCGUGCAGAAUGGAAAAUGGAACAAUGACAAAUAUAAUGAACUUAAAGUCAAAAGUAAAGGAUAUGGAUGUCAGCUGCGUCAGCAAGUUUUGGUUGACAUUUUCUGUUGUUGGAUCCUGUUUGUUAACUCUCUGUGUAAUCUUGGCAAUAUUGGGCUACCGUUACAGAUGGAACAUAAAAUACUGGAUGAGGACAAAAUGUCGUAGAGGCCCUGUAUAUGACGAAUUGGCCAUGGAACAUUAUCAGUUUGACGCAUUUGUGGCCUACAAUUCGCAGAAUUACCAGUGGGCCUGUCGUGAUCUACGAAACGUUUUGGAAACUGAGAACAAUUACAAACUUUGCCUCCAUGAUCGUGAUUUCCCUGUAGGUGUCAGCAUACAACAGAAUAUUGUAGACGCCGUGAACAACAGCCGGAAAGUCAUCCUGGUGAUCACCAGAGCCUUUCUGAGAAGCGACUGGUGUGAGUUUGAAAUUCAAAUGGCGGGCAUGCGCAUGAUGAGAGACGGUCGUGAGGACGCCAUUAUUGUGAUCAUGAUGGAAGAGACCCCGGUGACGGAAAUGCCAAAGUCGUUACUGAAUCUGUGGAAACACAUUACUUUUCUCAUGUGGGAAAAUGAGCAAACGGAAGAAGAGAUUUUCUGGGAUCGACUCCUAGAAGUAAUGGCACGCCCUUAA
Molecule: messenger RNA, 2598 nt
Organism: Liolophura sinensis
Lineage: Eukaryota; Metazoa; Mollusca; Polyplacophora; Chitonida; Chitonidae
Product: toll-like receptor 4
Exons: 2
Coding region: 1-2598 (865 amino acids)
Biological process (GO): signal transduction
Cellular component (GO): plasma membrane
Molecular function (GO): signaling receptor activity; protein binding
Source: RefSeq, a predicted model, not a curated record